UAUCUCCACUAGCAGGGAGACUUAAAAUUAACAAAAUUAACUUGCUGGAAAGUUCCCAGUUCUUUGUUCAGCCCCCAUGGCUAAUAUUGCUAAUUGUGCUGAGCUGCUAAUGAAUACUUUUGGUGAAUUUUUAUCUACAGGACUACCUCCCUCUAUGCCAAGGAUGCAAACCAGACCUUUGUGCUGCAGCCUUAUGCCCACCAGAAUGAAAUCUUACAGACUCCUGUCUCUGGGAUCUAUGUUCUUCUCUCUGCUGCUUUUGCAGCAGGUGUGGGCUCAGUUUCCACGUCAGUGUGCCACUGUCGAGGCUUUGCAAAGUGGUGUGUGCUGCCCCGAUUUGUCCCCCUUGGCUGGGCCUGGGACAGACCCCUGUGGAUCUUCCUCAGGGAGGGGCAGGUGUGGUGUAGUGACGGCAGACUCUAGACCCCACAGCCGCCAGUACCCACAUGAUGGCAGAGACGAUCGGGAGCAAUGGCCUCUGCGAUUCUUCAAUAGGACGUGCCAAUGCAGUGGCAAUUUCUCAGGACACAACUGUGGAGCAUGCCGUCCUGGGUGGACAGGAACUGCCUGCAACCAGCGCGUUCUCACAGUGAGAAGAAAUCUCCUGGACUUAAGUGCAGAGGAAAAGAACCACUUUGUCCAGGCCCUGGACAUGGCCAAGCGUACCACUCACCCACAAUAUGUCAUAGCCACAAGGAGGUCAGAAGAAAUACUGGGAUCAGACGGCAACACCCCACAAUUUGAGAACAUCUCCAUUUAUAACUACUUUGUUUGGACACACUAUUACUCUGUCAAAAAGACUUUUCUUGGGCCAGGGCAAGAAGGCUUUGGCGAAGUGGAUUUCUCUCAUGAAGGACCAGCUUUUCUUACUUGGCACAGGUACCAUCUCCUGCAGCUGGAGAAAGAUAUGCAGGACAUGUUACAGGAGCCUUCUUUCUCCCUGCCUUACUGGAAUUUUGCAACUGGGAAAAAUGUCUGUGAUAUCUGCACUGAUGACUUGAUGGGCUCAAGAAGCAACUUUGAUUCAACUCUCCUGAGUCCCAACUCUGUCUUUUCUCAAUGGCGAGUGAUCUGUGAAUCCGUGGAAGAGUACGAUACCCUGGGAACACUCUGUAACAGCACUGAAGGAGGGCCAAUCAGGAGGAACCCAGCAGGAAAUGUGGGUAGACCCAUGGUUCAGCGCCUUCCCGCUCCGCAGGAUAUUGCCCAGUGCUUGGAGGUUGGUGUGUUUGACACACCCCCUUUCUAUUCCAAUUCUACAGACAGUUUCCGAAACACAGUAGAAGGUUACAGCGAUCCCACAGGAAAGUACGACCCUGCUGUUCGAAGUCUUCACAAUUUGGCCCAUCUCUUCCUGAAUGGAACAGGAGGACAAACUCAUCUGUCUCCAAAUGAUCCUAUAUUCGUCCUCCUGCAUACUUUCACUGACGCAGUCUUUGAUGAAUGGCUUAGGAGAUACAAUUCUGAUAUAUCCACAUUCCCACUGGAAAAUGCCCCUAUUGGUCAUAAUAGACAAUUUAACAUGGUACCGUUCUGGCCUCCAGUUACCAACACAGAGAUGUUUGUUGUUGCUGCUGAUAGCCUUGGAUACACUUAUGAAGUGCAAUGGCCAGGCCAAACGUUUAGUGUUUCUGAGAUUGUUACCAUCGCAGUAGUUGCUGCUUUAUUACUGGUUGGAAUCAUUUUUUUGGGUGUUUCUUGUCUGAUUCGUGCUAAAAACAACAUGGAGGAAGCCAAUCAACCUCUCCUCAUUGAUCAGUAUCAACAUUAUGUUGAAGAAUAAAAUAAAAAUCCAGAAUCCUAAUCAGCCUGCGAUCUAAUGACAAGCUACUCACGCCCUUACACAUUAGUGUCAGGAAACAACCUGACUGAAAAUCAGUAGAUUGAGUUACCAAGUAGAAUUUCUUUCACUUUUUUACUUUCUUAUAUACACAUAUGUUAUAAUUAAAGCACUAUUUUUCAAUGCUAGAAGAGUAAUUCAGACUCGUUCCAAUGGUUUUGAAUUAUCAGCUCUAUUUAAAAUGUUCAGGUGCAUCAACUCCAUGACAUUUAAAAGCUAGUGUGAUCGUCUUUGGCAUACUUUAAAGGUUGACUAUACAAUGUUAAUAAACUGCUCUGCUUUAUUUGUAUGUAAAGGAAAAUAAAAUUUGAUAGUAGUCUUUUUAAAAUAUAUAACUAGUCACUUCUACACGGAUGAAAUGUAAAUGCACUUUAUUGAUAUAACUCAACAGAUAAAAAUGCAGCAGCAUUUAUUAGUUAAAAUAAAUUGCAUGAAGUUGUAAUGAA
Messenger RNA from Cavia porcellus (domestic guinea pig), 2286 nucleotides. It is a transcript of the gene Tyrp1, whose product is annotated as tyrosinase related protein 1. Gene Ontology annotation, cellular component: melanosome. Gene Ontology annotation, molecular function: oxidoreductase activity. Gene Ontology annotation, biological process: melanocyte differentiation; melanosome organization. The record is from RefSeq and is a predicted model, not a curated record. Lineage: Eukaryota; Metazoa; Chordata; Mammalia; Rodentia; Caviidae. The transcript has 8 exons. The coding region runs from base 77 to 1783 and encodes 568 amino acids.